AUGUUGGUAUUUGUUAUAUGCAUAUGGGAACUUUGGAUGCUUUGCUUAAUAAUAGUUACCCCUCCUCCAUUGAUAGUGGUGGAAGCGAACGAUGGAACCAUUUCUGUGGCUUCUGCAUUUGCUGCUCAUCAACAAGUUGUACAGGAUAGAGACCACAAAUUCUUAACAGAAGCAGUUGGAGAAGCUUAUAAGGGAGUUGAAUGUGGAGAUGGAGGGCCAUUUGGCGCAGUUGUUGUUCGUAAUGAUGAAAUAGUUGUCAGCUGUCACAACAUGGUUUUGAAAAACACUGAUCCGACUGCCCAUGCAGAGGUUACUGCCAUAAGAGAGGCCUGUAAGAAGCUCAAUCAGAUAGAGCUCGCAGACUGCGAAAUAUAUGCAUCUUGUGAGCCAUGCCCAAUGUGCUUUGGUGCUAUUCAUCUUUCAAGACUAAAGAGGUUGGUGUAUGGAGCUAAAGCUGAAGCAGCGAUAGCAAUUGGGUUUGAUGAUUUCAUUGCGGAUGCACUAAGGGGCACUGCAUAUUAUCAAAAAGCUCACUUGGAGAUCAAGAAAGCUGAUGGUAACGGUGCUGUUAUUGCUGAACAAGUAUUUGAGAAAACAAAGGCGAAAUUUCCCAUGUAUUGA
Messenger RNA from Prunus armeniaca (apricot), 621 nucleotides. The record is from the annotation of a GenBank genome assembly. Lineage: Eukaryota; Viridiplantae; Streptophyta; Magnoliopsida; Rosales; Rosaceae.